ACGGUGACAACGGUCGUGUCCCUUAUUUUUGGCAACCCCCAUGAACCCCUUCAAGGGCAUUUCAGAGGGCGAGCAAUUUCUCGCACCCGCAGUCCUCACGCAAUCAACUCACACUCGAAGCUCCAGGCGCCAUGCGAAGGACGGAUAAAUUUGCGCCGAUCCUCAAAGUUCGCCAGGAUCCGAACUUGGCGGAUUUGCCUGCAGCGAGUAACAGGUUUUCGCGCGGCUGCAGGUAUUGGAAUGGGUGGAUGGCGUUUGCACAGAAGCAGGCGAUGCUCAGCAGUACCGCAUUUCGGGGCGGCGAUGAACGAAGAUCCACGGCACACCGGAAAUGGACUCGGCCAGUGACACCGUCCCACUUGCGACACGUGGCACGACAUGAUGAUAAUGAUGACGAUGGUGAUGGUCAUGAUGAUGGUGACGAUUACAGUGGUGAUGUUGAUCUGGACGACGAUGUCGCUGAUGAUGAUGACGAUGUUGAUGACGAUGAUGAUGUUGAUGAUGAUGUUGGUGAUGAUGAUGAUGGUGAUGAUGACGAUGAUGAUGAUGACGAUGAUGACGACGAUGAUCACGAUGUUGAUGAUGACGAUGACAACGAAGAUGACGAUGGUGGUGAUUUUCAUGACGGCGACGAUGUCGCUGAUGAUGAUGACGAUGUUGAUGACGUUGAUGAUGUUGAUGAUGAUGUUGAUGAUGAUGACGAUGUUGAUGACGUUGACGAUGUUGAUGAUGAUGUUGAUGAAGAUGAUGAUGAUCACGAUGACACUGAUGGUGAUGAUGAUUUUGAUGAUGAUGAUGAUGAUGAUGGUGGCGACGAUGAUGGUGAUGAUGGAGGCGAUGAUGAUGAUGAUGAUGAUGGCAAGCAAGAAUCAUGGGGCACCUCGUGAGGAAAGAACGAGCGGGAAUCAGAAGGGGACACAGAAACCAUGUGGCCCAUUGUCACCGACAUCCUUUCCCUUCGUCCCCGCAACUUGAAACAGUUGGCGCGACGUGGCCGCUCCCAUGGGCCAGCAAACAUGCCUGACUGCCUUACACGUGGGCAGGCACAACAACACUUUACCUUGAAGAGGGCGCAGCGCACACGAUGGCGCAGCUCUUUGAC
Molecule: messenger RNA, 1102 nt
Organism: Chara braunii
Lineage: Eukaryota; Viridiplantae; Streptophyta; Charophyceae; Charales; Characeae
Source: the annotation of a GenBank genome assembly